Molecule: messenger RNA, 1633 nt
Organism: Octopus sinensis (East Asian common octopus)
Lineage: Eukaryota; Metazoa; Mollusca; Cephalopoda; Octopoda; Octopodidae
Product: glycoprotein 3-alpha-L-fucosyltransferase A-like
Exons: 2
Coding region: 253-1503 (416 amino acids)
Cellular component (GO): membrane
Molecular function (GO): alpha-(1->3)-fucosyltransferase activity
Source: RefSeq, a predicted model, not a curated record
UAUAUCUGAACUUUAAUAUUCAGCACUUGAAAGCUUUGACUCUUUAUUUUCUCUCAUUUUUCCAUGUAUGCAUAUAUAUAUACAUAUAUAUAUACAUAUAUACAUAUUUUGUAUUUCCUAUCCAAGCUGUUUCACGUCGCUGUCGCGCUCUCCCUUUCUCUCUCCUGUCCACUCCGUCUCUCCCUCACAACCAACAAAUGCUACCGACUACGUAAACAGUAAAUUCACAGUAUUUGCAACACUCAAAAAGCAAUGAGAACGUGCAGGCGAAAAUGUUUUGCGUUUAUCUUUGUCGUGAUAAUAAUCGCAUUCAUUUGUUAUCUCUAUUUUUGUAAAUUCAAACAAAACGUCGUAAUAGGGAUACAGCAACCUGUUUCCUACACAAGCUAUUCGCCUUUACUCGUUCCGGGAGAACAAUCCGGUAAUGAACGUAUGGAUGCUCAGCUAGGAUAUACCUUAUCGGCAAAGAAAAGACGGGGGAAUGAUGAACGGAACGUGUCCCCAAAUCGGUCAGAUGCUGAUGAAAAUGUCAAGUCGAAACCGAUUCGACGAAGGUUUAAGACAUUAUUAAUACACAAUUUGAUGUAUCUGCGACCAUUGAAAGAAAAUCAAGGGACUUUCUUGGAACAGAACUGCCCAGUCAAUGAAUGCCUGGUUACACAUGACAAAACAAAGCAUGAGAGCGUGGACGCUAUUUUCUUUUAUGAGACAGUAGGAAUAUCCGAGAAACCAAAGAACUCAAAUCAGAUAUGGAUAUACAUGACACAGGAGUCCCCUAAUUUCAACCCGUCAGUUAGACACUUGGGGAACAGAAUCAAUUGGACGAUUACAUAUCGCGAGGACAGUACGAUUGUAUAUCCUUACCUGAAAUAUUUAUAUUUUAUCGAUUCAGUAAGGCAGAGAAAACAAGACGUAAAUUAUGCCAAGGGAAAAACAAAGAAGGUCGCUUGGUUCACUUCGAAUUGCUGUCCUACCAAUAAUCGAAUGGGCUAUGCUGAGGAACUUGGAAAAUAUAUCCAGGUGGAUAUUUAUGGGUUUUGUGGUACAAAAACCUGUACAAAAACGGACGAUCCGAUAUGUUUUGAAAUGCUAGAAAAAGAAUAUAAAUUUUACUUGGCAUUUGAAAAUUCCAACUGUAGAGAUUAUAUUACGGAGAAAUUCAUGCGCAACGCUUUGCAACACGAUGUCAUUCCAAUUGUAAUGGGCGCCCAUCCAGACGAUUACCGCAAAAUAGCACCGGAGAAUUCGUACAUCCACUAUGAGGAUUUCAAUUCAGCAAAAGAAUUAGCUGCUUACCUGCAUAAACUUGAUAAAAACGAUACUCUUUAUAACGAGUAUUUCAAAUGGAAAGGAACAGGACAAUUCUAUGAUGUCAACCUUUGGUGUCACGUCUGUUCGAUGUUGCACCAUGCUUUAGACGAUAAGAAACAAAUCUGGUAUGAAAACUUUGGCGCUUGGUAUGCAGGGAAAGGGGUGUGCAUUGGGAAGGACCGGUGGACAUAAGACGUGAGGGAUCUUUUCCGUUUGAACGGCAGUUUUUUAGAAUAAUUUCCACGAAACUAAACACUUUUAAACUUCGUAUACUGGUAGAAUGUGUUACAUAAAACAUCUUUUUUCUCUUGGCUUUAUCGAG